UUUCCAGUACAAGGAAAAAAAAAAUCAUCAUGCAGAAAAUCGUAUUGUGCACCCUUGCCCUCGUCGCCGUCGCCCUAGCCGCCCCGCAACAACAGGACCAGCAAGUGUACAUUGUCAAACACGACUCUAAUGUCAACCCUGAAGGGUACCAAUUUGCGUACGAGACAAGUGACGGCACAUCCCGUCAGGAGCAAGGAACGCUCAAGCAGGUCAGCGAAGACCACCGCGCCAUUGAAGUAUCGGGCAGCUACCGUUACGUAGCGCCCGACGGCCUCGUUUACACCGUCACCUACACCGCCGACGAGAACGGUUUCAAGCCGCAAGAACAUGUUGAACAUCAACAGUAAAGUGAAACUUAUACAACUCGUGCAAAUUAGCGAAAUACCUCGCUAGUAUGCAAUCACCUUCACGCGAGAUUACUGUUUAAUUCGCACGGAUUAUAAUCCUUCCCUCCACGAAAUGGAACUUGUAAAAUUCGUGCGAAUUAAAUAGAGACCUCGCUAGCAUGCAAUGUUAUGAUGUGAUAUUACUAGUUAAUUCCCAAGGACUAUAACUGCUUAUGUUCUCAAAGUAGCGAAAGUGAAAUUUUCAACGUUGGUUUGAGUCUAUAAUAUAAACAUCAUGCAUGUAAUACGGUCACGAGUACUAAUAUUGAAACCAUGUCACAUUAACUUUUUUUGACAAAUUAAACCGUAAGUCUCAUUAAAUGUCAAAUAUGAUUGUGCGACAGGGUUCUAAAGUGGGUACAUGAUAUUGCUCAUGACUGUACAUAGGGGUGUGGCAGGUUAAGCCACUAGUCAUCAGUAAAAAAACCCGCCAUCACUCCUGA
Pectinophora gossypiella (pink bollworm) is the source of this 829-nucleotide messenger RNA. It is a transcript of the gene CPR49, whose product is annotated as endocuticle structural glycoprotein SgAbd-5-like. The coding region runs from base 30 to 347 and encodes 105 amino acids. NCBI's taxonomy places the organism in Eukaryota, Metazoa, Arthropoda, Insecta, Lepidoptera, Gelechiidae. Gene Ontology annotation, cellular component: chitin-based extracellular matrix. Gene Ontology annotation, molecular function: structural constituent of chitin-based larval cuticle. The transcript is spliced from 3 exons. The record is from RefSeq and is a predicted model, not a curated record.